AUGGAACCAUAUUCAAUCAACGAAUACAAUGAUGAAGAAGAGGGAUCAUAUGAUGAUCAUGACCCAUUGAUCAUUUCAGAUAAUAGUAUGGGUGUACCGACCGAACCACUCAUUCCACAACCAAUAUCGAUUAAAAAGGAAAGAGGACAUUCAUUGGGCGAGAAAUCCAUCACACAAUUGGCAUCAUUUAUCUUUAUCGUCAAUCAAAUCUAUGGACCUGGUGUUCUUUCCAUUCCAGUUGUAUUUCAACAGGCUGGUUGGUUAAUGACUCUACUUUCACUGACAUUUUUCCUUUUGGUUUCGUGUCUUGCAUCAACACUGCUCUGUGAAUCACUCGCAUUGAUUCCUGGCAAUCGAACAUUUGAAAAGCACAUAGAGUAUAGUGUCGCAGUCAAAUACUAUUUUGGAAAGAAAUGGUAUCUUGUUUUUCAAAUUCUAAAUAAUCUUUGUAUUCAAUCUUAUAAUAUUGCUAGUAUUGUUAUUUGUGCUCAAUCAAUGGAUCAAUUUUUAGUAUUUAUGUUUAAAAAAACAUUUGCAUUUAGUUUACAUCCAACACUUGGAUUUAUAGAAUGUGGAGGAGAUGUCAGUGCAUUAUAUACUACUGGAACAGUGACCAUUUCACUUGGAUAUAUUAUUAUCUGUGCGAUUGCCAUCCCAACCUCUUUUAUGAAUCUCGACGACAAUGUAAAGGUUGUGCAAACAGCAUCCUUUACCCAAGUCAUCUAUGACAUUUCAAUGGCUGCCAAAGGUGAAGAUAUCCUUGCACAUUAG
This is a messenger RNA of Cavenderia fasciculata, 771 nucleotides long. RefSeq lists its product as uncharacterized. The record is from RefSeq and is a predicted model, not a curated record. The coding region runs from base 1 to 771 and encodes 256 amino acids. Lineage: Eukaryota; Evosea; Eumycetozoa; Acytosteliales; Cavenderiaceae. The transcript is spliced from 3 exons.